Molecule: messenger RNA, 2193 nt
Organism: Sungouiella intermedia
Lineage: Eukaryota; Fungi; Ascomycota; Pichiomycetes; Serinales; Metschnikowiaceae
Source: the annotation of a GenBank genome assembly
AUGUCGUCACCGCUAGUGGCUCCGCUCGAUAGUCACUUCGAACACUCCGAAGAAAGCAAUUCAGAGAUGCCUAGUAAGGUGUCGAGCACGAACUUGGAUCAGGAGAGCCGUCAUGACCACGAGAACUCUGCCCGACCAAAUAGGGCCCAGAAUUCAUCCAAAACGCCACCUCCUACCAAACGGAACCACUCUAAGAGGAAUCUUCAUGCACGUUCACAGUCUCAUAACAAGAUUCCGGUUCGGCUUUCCACGUCGGCAAACCCAGUCAAGCCGUUGUUGAACAGAUCAAGGUCCACUGAUGGAAUAUCCCGAACAGGCCGGCCAGGGAUUAAGCGCAAUAACCGGUCAUAUACGAAAGUGAAUGGACUCCAGCCACUUACCAAAACUCUUCUGAACGGCUCGUUGAAUAGAGCAUUGGGCGCACUCCAACCUUUAACUAAGACAAUGUCGAAUAAUUCCUUGAAACAGUAUGGCUUGAAGAAGACUACGCUGAAUAGCUCCACCAAAGGUGCUCCCAAUUUGACCAAGACGAAUCUGGACCAGUCAAUUCGCUUCAAUAAGUCGUCUGGCUCACUUCGAGGCAUGAAUGGAGGUUCGUCAACUUCUAUCUUGAACACAGCUGUAGGAGGCAUCAAGAGCUCUGCAAAAAGAGGCCGAGCAAUCUUGAAAUUGAAUGAAGAUGCCGCAGAUAAUGACUAUGAAGAUUUGAGUGAAGAUUCAGAGGCUGAAAACGACAAAUUGGAGGCCAUCUCCAACUCUGAGCUCCAGCGACAGUUCCAGCCCUCAGAGGACCCGCAUGAGGCAGCAGAAGGUAAAGAAGCGGGCAGAGAGAGUUCUAGUGAAAGAAAUACUGAAGUUACUGAUAAAGGUGAUGUUCUUGUGAGUAAAUUAAGCAAGAUCAAACAGCUGGAUGACAUAGGACUCAAACCAGCAAGCAGCAAGACAAGCUUCAUCAGUAACAAUAGCUCUACAGAUGAUCUCAUCUCGAAAAACUUAUAUGGUGGAUCGAUGCUUUUGUCUCAGUCUACGGGACUCACACGCAAGAUGAAUACAGAGGAGCCCAUGGGUUAUGCAUUGGAAAGCGAGCUGAUGAAAAACCAACCGGAGAGCUUGAGCGGCAUCGUAUUCAACACACGCAAUGACGAAACUCGCCAGAAUGCUAACCAAGCUCCAUCGAGAACAGCAUCUGGUGGAGUAUCCUACCAGCCGAACCAGACUAUCUUCAGCAAUCUCCAAAGAACAAACACGCAAUUUCUCUCUGACUUGAGACAACAGACCAAUGCAAAAUCCGAAAGAGAGAACCAGGUGCCAAACGAAAACAGCAAAGAUUUCUCGCACUUCUUGAACAACAGCGUUAGUGGCAAUCAAAGCCAACAGAACCAUGACACGAGAACACAGCAACGGCUCUGGCUUCAGCGAGAGAACUCGCUUAUGGAUGUUGCAGCCAACAUAGAUCCCAGCAAACUCUCUAACUUCUCCAACUUGUCCCUCAACAAGCUUAUGUUUGCCCACAACUACAAUGGAAGUACAACCAACAUGCUGCAUAUAAACGGAGGAGAUUACAUCCAGCAUCAGUCAUCCAACACGUCGGACAACACUUCCCCGGGUGAUUCAGUUACUCCUAGUGCGGGAGACAGUUCGCUUAGUGUGACCAACCUCUUGUACCUUAUACAAAGUGGGCACCAGAACUCAAUCCAGUCCAGAAUUGAUUUCGAGCGACUCAACAGAGAAUAUGUCAAUGUCAGGCGACACCUUAACCCGGUAGCCGAAUCGUUAAAUCGAGUGGAGACGUAUCAGAACCCAAGCAAAGGGAUAGAAUUGCGGAAGCAGCGGAAUAAGAAGGCAGCUAUUGCACAAAACAAAAACGCCAACUCAUUUAAGGAGUUUGCACCCAAAUGGGAAGAAAAGCAGGAAGAUAUUUCCGGCACUAUUGGACGACUCUGGCUGGAAGCGUUGCUCACCAGUUCGUCUUCAGGCAUAUCCCUUCAGUUAUUGAAGCAUGAGCAGCAGAACCAACCACAGGCCACAGCACAGCAGAUGUAUCACCAGCUGCUUCAAAACCAGCAACAGCAACAGGAGCAACUCCGAGCAUACCGCCACAACAUAGCAACCACACCGAACCGGACCAUGGCGCCCACUACAAGAGCAGUCAAGGCUGCACAAGCUGCUGCAGCAUCCACGCUGCAACGGUAG